Messenger RNA from Laetiporus sulphureus 93-53, 1161 nucleotides. RefSeq lists its product as uncharacterized. Bases 1 to 1161 code for a protein of 386 amino acids. Gene Ontology annotation, biological process: spliceosomal snRNP assembly. NCBI's taxonomy places the organism in Eukaryota, Fungi, Basidiomycota, Agaricomycetes, Polyporales, Laetiporaceae. Gene Ontology annotation, cellular component: small nuclear ribonucleoprotein complex; nucleus; SMN complex. The record is from RefSeq and is a predicted model, not a curated record. The transcript is spliced from 4 exons.
AUGUCCUUUAAACGCAAGUUCUCCGACCACCACUCCCCCGACUCGGAUGAGGAUGAACCGUCCUUGGGUAAGCAAGUCUUGCCCGUUGCCAAGCUGCCGCACAACUUCAGUGGCGAGCCGACGGACGGGAUGCAGUAUCUUUUCAUGGUCAGACGGGAUGCCAGGUUACUCCCUCGCGUCACGCGCUCAGCGAACCCGUACGAAAUACAGGAAGAAGUCGAGACGGUGGCAGUGGAGACUACAUAUCGUAGCGGCUCACAUCCUGCACUACCCUCUGAGGCCUGGCGGGAGACAUUCUUGAGACAUUUCCGUAACUUCCGCAAGAUUCCACCUGCGGGUCCAUCUCGGAAAGUCGUGCCUGAGAAAAAGGAGCGCGAUCUCUGGUGGGCGUUUCUGAAUGGCCGACCAGCGUCGGAGUGGAACCCUCCGAAGCAGCCAAAGAAAUCCAAGCAGAAGCAGCGGUAUGCAAGUGGAGAUGACAGGUAUGGCGGGAGUAUGCGAGGCUUCGAGAAAGAGCACGAGACGGUGCUUUCCUACGAUUCGAUGGAGCAGACGUACUCGAUGUCCACGCAGGAGGAGGGUUGGCAUACUACCGCAGAAGGAGUCGAGCUGGCGAGCACAAGCGCUGUCGACUUUGCAGGCUCGCUGCCUACGCCUAACGGUACUCCCGCGCCGUCGGAAUUUGGAGAAGGGCCUUCCAAUCAUGACCGAAGUGAAGAGGCUGUGAAUGCUGCUACAUCGGCGCUUAUACCUCCAGAGCCCACUCCGUCGCUCAUGCAGCGUAUCGAUCAUCGUUACGCGCUACACCUCCUCAUGUACUUUACGUACUGGAUAAACCUGCAACUAGAGCACCCUAAUUCCCAGCAUGAAAUCAGUGAGACACACGCGCGAUGGAUGUUCGUUCUGCUAUCUCGCGUAGAAGACUACAUCUCUGCGGAUGAGAUGAGCCUACUACGCAACCUGGCAAGGGCGUGCAUAAGGUGGAUUGGAGAGAGCAAGCGCCUUCAGGAUGUGGAGGCGACUACCGAGUCACCAGCACCGGCACCGUCUCGGAUGGACGAACGCUCGUGUUGGAUGGUCAUAACCGCUGUCGUCGGCAUCUGGGGUCAGAAGGACUUGUGGAUGGACGCUGAAGCCGUGCUGGCGAAACUGCAGUUGUAG